Messenger RNA from Zootoca vivipara (common lizard), 5588 nucleotides. RefSeq lists its product as uncharacterized. Gene Ontology annotation, molecular function: RNA polymerase II cis-regulatory region sequence-specific DNA binding; DNA-binding transcription factor activity. Lineage: Eukaryota; Metazoa; Chordata; Lepidosauria; Squamata; Lacertidae. The record is from RefSeq and is a predicted model, not a curated record. Gene Ontology annotation, biological process: regulation of transcription by RNA polymerase II.
AGCGCCUUCCUGCCUGGCUCUCCCUCCCCGCGGUGGCCUUGACUCGUCUUUGCAGCUGCGUUGAGGCGCCUCCUGCCAUCCGUUGAAAUAGCAACACAGAGACCGUUCCACCUGUAAUAUAUCCACAAUAGUCAUUUGUGUGCCGGGUCCUGUGCAUUUCACAGAAGAGGAGUAUCUGCUUUGCUGGAACCUGACCAGAGAUCUCUGAAUCGGGGAGUCAUGGAAGAGAUCUAUGGGAUUGAGGCCUCUCAGGAAGGUGAUCAGUCUGAAACCGAGAAUAAUGGAGAACAACCUGCGACAGAGGCAGAGGAAAAAGGCAGCUGUACUGGAGAGAAACCAUAUGAAUACAUGGAAUGUGAGAAGAACUUUGGAGAAAACUCCACCCUCUCUUCACAUCAAGAAAUUCCCACGGAGGAGGAACCAUACCUCUCUUUUGAAUGUGGAGGGGACUUCGGAGAUGACAGCCUUUCUUCUCCUCAGAUAAUUCCCACGAAGGAGAAACCUUAUAACUGCAAGGAAUGUGGAAAGAGCUUCUCUCGGAAGUUACGUCUAACGAAUCACGAGAGAAUUCAUACAGGGGAGAAGCCGUUUCAAUGCCUCGAGUGUGGCAAGUGCUUCAUACACAACUGCAGCCUGUCCUACCACAAAAGGAUCCACACAGGGGAGAAACCCUACAAAUGCUUGGAGUGCGAGAAAAGCUUCACUCGGAAGAUAAUUCUCACUAAUCAUCAGAGAGUUCACACCGGGGAGAAGCCGUACAAGUGUUUCGAGUGCGGGAAGAGUUUCACUCGGAAGGUGAUCCUGGCAAACCACCAAACGAUUCACUCCGGGGAGAAACCGUUCAAAUGCUUGGAAUGUGGGAAGAGCUUUACUCUGAAGGUGCACCUUACCGCACAUGAAAGAAUCCACACAGGGGAGAAGCCGUAUAAAUGCCUGGAGUGCGGGAAGAGCUUCAGCCGGAACUCCAACCUCGCUUACCACCGGAGAGUCCACACAGGGGAGAAACCCUAUAAAUGCUUGGAGUGCGGGAAGGGCUUCAGAAACAGCACAAAUCUGACUUACCACCAGGAAAUCCACACCGGGGAUAAGCCGUAUAAGUGUUUGGAGUGCGGAAAGUGUGUCAGACGGGCGGCGGAUCUUGUCAACCACAAGAAAAUCCACACCCAGGAGAAACCCCAUAUGUGCUUGCACUGUGGGAAGUGCUUCACUCUGAAGAAUUACCUCAGACGUCAUCAGAGAAUUCACACAGGAGAGAAACGGUAUAAGUGCUUUGAGUGCGGAAAAUGCUUCACGGAGAAGACCACGCUCACCAAACAUCACCGAACGCACACAGGGGAGAAACCGUACGAAUGCUUGGAGUGUGGAAAGACCUUCACUCAGAGCUAUUCUCUCAGUCUCCAUCAGAGAAGUCACACCUCCAUGUUUGGAGUGUGGGAACAGCUUUCUUCGCAACUCCAGCCUUUGUUCCCGCCACAGAAUCCAUACAGCGGAGAACCCAUAUAAAUGCUUGGAAUGCGGAAGUAGCUUCAGUUUCAAGAAAAGUCUCCCUUCCCAUCAAAUACUUCCUGGAACAGAGAAACUGUAGAAAUAGUUGCAGAGACCUUACCAAGAAGCAGAAACUUCAGUAAUUAAAGGACACACAGUUGGGGGGUUGAGAUUACAUUAAAGCUGGGGAAAGCUGGUAAGAAUUCUCAGAGGGUAGGAUCCAUAUAAAUGCCAGAAAAGUUGAAAUCCUUCCACCACAUUCACCUUCCCAACUCCCCCUCCGCCACCAGAAAAUUCAUAGAGCUAUGAGAAUAACUGUCAAUGCUUUGAAGGUUGAAAGAGCUUCAGAAAGUUUCAGCCUUACCUGGGAUUAAAGAGUUCUCACAGGGGAGAAACCAUAUAAACCAUAAACCAGCAACCUUUUUCAGCCGUGGGUCGGUCCACCAUCCCUCAGACCACGUGGUGGGCCGGACUAUAUUUUGAAGAAGAAAAUGAACAAAUUCCUAUGCCCCACAAACAACCCAGAGAUGCAUUUUAAAUACAAGGACACAUUCUACUCAUGUAAAAACACGCUGAUUCCCGAGGUGAUUGGGCCGCAUCUGGCCCACAGGCCUUAGGUUGCCUACCCCUGAUAUAAACGCGUGUGAAAACGAGGACUUUGAUUUGCAAGAUGUCGGUGACCAAAUGGGAUCCAAGAAGCUAAAAAAAAAAUUCCACCUAGAAUGUUUUAUUUAUACAUGCAGCAGAAGAACAAUGGGUGUAAUCUGUUUAUAAACCAUGGAAGUAUAGAAAGGGAAUCAUAGAAUCAUAGAGUUGGAAGAGACCACAAGGGCCAUCCAGUCCAACCCCCUGCCGAGCAGGAAACACCAUCGAAGCAUUCUUGACAUAUGGCUGUCAAGCCUCUGCUUAAAGACCUCCAAAGAAGGAGACUUCACCACACUCCUUGGUAGCAAAUUCCACUGCCAAACAGCUCUUACUGUCAGGAAGUUCUUCCUAAUGUUUAGGUGGAAUCUUCUUUCUUGUAGUUUGAAUCCAUUGGUCUGUGUCCACUUCUCUGGAGCAGCAGAAAACAACCUUUCUCCCUCCUCUAUAUGACAUCCUUUUAUAUAUUUGAACAUGGCUAUCAUAUCACCCCUUAACCUUCUCUUCUCCAGGCUAAACAACUGCAAACUAUAUAUAAAUGAAUCUUGGGAGAGGGAAAGAUAAAAGAAACGGUGGGUAAAAUAAAACACGAUGAAUAAAAUGGGAAAGCGAAGACUGAAAUAAACUGUAUUAAGAUAACCUGGUGAAGCAGCUGUUAAAUGGAAAAUUAAAAUUGACUGACUUCAUGGGGCCUCUCAUUAAAGCUUACCAAACUGCCCUAGCUACAUACCCUCUUAGUUUAAAAGAAGAAUAUCUAGCAAUCUAGAAUGCAAUUCUGUGGAAAAAAGGCUCUGGUGGUUUUAGAUGCUGAUAGUAGAUAUAGAAAUAGAAUAAGGAAACUGUAUAUAAUCGAAAGGUUUGUGAACUGAAUCUCCCGCCUCAAGAGGCCAACUUGUGGACAGGGGACAGUCUUGUCUUAUUUUUCCUGGUGGAGUUUGGACAGGUCAGUGUGCGGCUGCACUGAGAAUACCCCAGCAUCUCCCCAAAGAUCAAAUGCGGGAGCAAAAUCUGUGGGAAUGUGAAUGCUGGGACCCGGGAGGCCUCUCCACCUUAUGCUUAGGCUGCGUAUAUAUGUAAAUAAAACCGUAUAUCCGAAACACAGCACUGUCCCCAAAAAUCUUAAUGCUCUUAAACAUUUUAAAAAUGUCUUAAAUAAUCCUUUUCUAAUGUAGACGGAGAAGCAGAUGUUUUUCCCCUUUAUCUUUGGUGUUUCUUAUAGCUUUGUUCUCCUCCCUCCCUCUUUUUUUUCUUUCCCUCUUUCCUCUCUUAUAUUUCCGAUUCUGUUUGUUCUAGGUAUUAUUUCAUUGUAUUGUGAAAACUUUAAUAAAAAUCAAUUUUAGAAACUUAAUUCUCUUCCACAUUUUUGCAGGGUUUUUGUUUCUGAUCAUAUUCCUGCUUCAAAAUCAGUGUCCCUCUCCUGUGUUUCUUACGCGAUUGCCCACACAUGUGGUUACUAUUGGAUUUUGGAUUUUGGGCAUUGCAGGGCUCGGUGUCUCUGUUCGUGGAGCUGGAGAUCAAGGGGAGCAGAAGGAAUUGUUAAAGUUCACCCCCCUCUUCCCCUUCCUGUUCAUAGGACUUCCAGUUGCUCAGACUGAGAUCUAGUGGCGAGGUGAGAUGGCUUUGAUGCAAAUCAUUUGGCGCUUUAGGGAGGACAUUCCACAGAAGAGGGGCUGCCACUGAAAAGGCCCAGUCAACACCGAGUGGGUGGCCCUCCCUAGUGGCACUAAUGUGCCCACCUGUUGCUCUUCAGGUCCAAGAUGGUUGAUAUUGGGAUUCUUCUUUUUUGGCGAUCACUCGUAGCCAAGUAAGAUUGUCUUCCAUAAACACGGUUUUUAACAAUGAGUCCGUAAGUGACUGUGGAGGCCAAUUCUGGAUCCACAUGUCCUUCCACAGUGGGGACAUUGGUUUCUGGGCAGGAGUUGAUCACGGUGUGGAUUUGCCAAGCAUGCCUUCCUCUUAGCACAUUUCUCCCUUGCGUCCUGAGUUCGAGUGUUUUCAAAGCCCUCUUUCAGGAACAUGGGUCCCAAGCCAUUUAGGGCUUUUAUCUUCUUUGGCGAUCACUUGUAGCCAAGUAAACACAGUCUUCCAUAAACACAGUCGUAACAGUGAGUCCGUAAGUGACUGUGGAGGCCAAUUCUGGAUCCACACAUCCUUCCCCAGUGGGGACAUAGGUUUCCGGGUGGGAGUUGAUCAUGGUAUGGAUUUGCCAAGCAUGCCUUCCUCUUAGCACGUUUCUCCCUUUUGUCCUGAGUUCGAGCGUCUUGGCUGUUCUCCAGUUGGAGUGCUCGCAGGCCAGUGUUUCCCAGUUGUGGGUGUUUAUACUACUAUUUUAUUUUGCCUUGAGACAGUCUUUAAACCUGUUUUGUUGACCACCAGCAUGACACUUUCCAUUUUUAAGUUCAGAAUAGAGUAGUUGCUUUGGAAGACAAUUAUCGGGCAUUCGCACAACAUGACCAGUCCAACGAAGUUAAUGUCGAAGAAUCAUUGCUUCAACACUGGUGAUCUUUGCUUCUUCCAGUACACUGAUAUUAGUUCGCCUGUCUUCCCAAGUGAUGUGUAAAAAAAUUCGGAGACACCGUUGAUGGAAUCUUUCGAGUUGGAGAUGGCGUUUAUAAAUGGUCCUUGCUUCACAGGCAAACAGUAAGGUUGGUAGCACAAUAACUUUGUAAACAAGCAUUUUGGUUCCUGGUCCUCACUCUCUCUGCACUUCAAUCAGGAGAGAGCUGCAGAGCUCAGGUGAGUCUAUACAGGCAGUCACCUGUGCACAGAUAACUGAGGCCAGGCUACAUUGAUCCAGCGGUCUGAUUCAGAGCAUCUUCGACCUAUUGCAUCAAAGGGCGAAAGAGCAGGAAAAUAUUUUCUUUUCCUUGAAGAAAGUCCCUAAAAUGCAACCAUCUUUCAAACAAUGGGCAUCAGGCUAAUACCAGAAAAUAUUAAUUUUUUUAAAAUUUUCACAACACAGAAAAACGUUAAAAAUGGAAUUCGUUCAAUGGACUUUAUUGCCAAAAAGCCACUUUCAAAGACAUUCGUCUGCUAUAGAGGCUGGGCUGGCACGUUUCAAGAUGUUAAUGUUAAAACAAUUUGAAAUCAAACUCUGCUGAGUCAUGUGUUACAUGAAUGAUGGGUCCUGGUGAGCUGUGAGAUGAUGGGAUUUCUGGGUGGGGGACUGAAGAUUCACAAAAGUGCUAAAACAGCUUGGAGUCUUCUCUGCCAGCUUCCUCCAACUAUUUUUGCAGGGCUCUCCCACAAAGAGGCAAGGAGUCUGAUGCCUCAGAAGAGCACCAUCUCUGUGCAAUACCUGUUUCCUCCUGGAGCUUUGGUGGCAAUCUCUCAUGGAUGCUUUAGCUGUUAUUCCUCCAUCGCAAGGGGUUGGACUAGAUGUCCCUUGGGAGUCCCUUCCAACUUUAAGUUUCUGUGAUUCUAUCCUUAAAACUCUUGGCACCCAGAACUGGACACCACAC